Amborella trichopoda is the source of this 2559-nucleotide messenger RNA. Its product is annotated as serine/threonine-protein kinase STY46. Gene Ontology annotation, molecular function: ATP binding; protein serine/threonine kinase activity. The record is from RefSeq and is a predicted model, not a curated record. Gene Ontology annotation, biological process: protein phosphorylation. Lineage: Eukaryota; Viridiplantae; Streptophyta; Magnoliopsida; Amborellales; Amborellaceae.
CCUCCUCUCUCUCUCUCUCUCUCUCUCUCUCUCUCUGACUAUUCGUUUCACGUCGUUUGCAUUGAGUCAGUAACCGUCGGCUUCAUCCAGUCACCCGCCCGCGCCCCAUCCCUCUGACAUUUCCUUGUCUCUCUCCGCUCGUCUCUCUCUCUCUCUAGGUUUUUCUCAGGUUUCUUGUGAGGUUUUAAGCUGGGAAGAGGGCGAAUGUGGGUCUAGGGUUUCUCUCUUCUUCCUCUCUAGAAUGUUUUUUGGGGUGAUGAAACCUUUUUAGAUGGGGAAGAAGGAGAGUAAUAAGGGUCUCUAAUUUUCUCUCUCUAGUUUUUUUCUGGUUUUCUAGGGCUUUUAGCAGGGUUAGAGGGAGGCUUGGGUAUCUCCUCUCUCUCGCUCUGUGUUUUUUGUGUUUUGAUAAAGUAUUUUUUUUGUGUUUUGAUAAAGGAUUUUUAGUAUUGGAAGAGAAAAUUUUGGUUUUGGAUAGGGAACUAAAAAGAGGAAUGGAACUUUUAGAAGGUGUUGGUGAGAGCCCUUCUCCACCUCGUGGGUUCGCGGUGUCUCAGUAUGAGGUCUGGAACGAUGUCUAUGACAGGCUUGUGGGAAGUUGCCAUGAAGAAGCUGCUGCUCCUGAUUUCAGAGAACAAAUAGAAGCUCAUUUCAAUCGCUUGCCUCCUAGUUACGGAUUCGAUGUCAACUUAGAGAAGGUGGAAGAUGUCCUUUUACACCGAAAAAUUCUUCAACUUGCAAAGAUACCUGAAAUGAGGCCUGUCUUCCAUGUCCGUUUUAUGGAGAGUAUUCUGACUAGGAUUGAUGGAGAUGAUGACCCACAUCGAUCCAAGAAUUGUACUUCAUUGUCCAGAGGAUGCCAUGCUGAGCAUAGAAAAGAUAUUCUCUUAGAUAACAGGGAUUCUGAGAAUGAAAUUGAGCCAUUGUCAAAGCUUGAAGGCUUAAACUUGGAUUCGAGAAAAAAUGCUAAUGAUUCUGAGGAGCAAAGUAUCAUGGCAGCUUCUGGAAGUCAGGAGCUUUCUUGGGUGCCAUUGCAUGAAAUUAUAUUUUCUACCAUUGACAAGCCAAAGCUAUUGAGCCAGCUCUCUGCUUUGCUUUCUGAUAUGGGACUAAACAUCCGUGAAGCACAUGUUUUCUCAACAAAUGAUGGCUACUCCUUGGAUGUGUUUGUGGUUGAUGGUUGGCCUUCAGAGGACACAGAUGGGUUGCAUAAAGCUCUGGAUAAAGCUAUUGCUGGAAGUGAGGCUGCAUGGUCAGGCUCAUCCCCAUCACAUUCAGUGGUUGAUAGGAUCCAAAGGGGAAUUCCUAACCUUGGGGAUUGGGAAAUUGACCAACGUUUCUUGAAGAUGGGAGAGAAGAUUGCUUCUGGAUCCUGUGGUGAUUUGUAUCAUGGCACUUACCUGGGUCAGGAUGUUGCGAUAAAGACCAUAAGAGCUGAGAAUUUAAGUGAGGCAUUGGAGGUUGAAUUUGCUCAAGAAGUUGCCAUAUUAAGGGAAGUUCAACACAGAAAUGUAGUCCGUUUCGUUGGUGCAUGCACGAAACCUCCACAAUUAUGUAUUGUUACAGAGUUCAUGUCAGGAGGAAGUCUAUAUGAUUUUUUGCACAAGCAUCAGAAUAUUCUGGAGCUUUCUUUUUUGCUCAAGUUUGCAAUCGAUGUGUGCAAAGGAAUGGAAUACUUGCACCGGACUGACGUAAUUCACCGGGAUUUGAAGACGGCCAACCUGCUAAUGGAUUCUGAUAAUGUUGUUAAAGUGGCUGAUUUUGGUGUUGCCCGUUUUCAAAAUCAAGGUGGCACCAUGACGGCAGAAACUGGCACAUACAGAUGGAUGGCGCCUGAGGUUAUCAAUCAUCAACCAUAUGAUCAGAAAGCUGAUGUUUUCAGUUUUGGUAUAGUAUUAUGGGAGCUAGCAACAUCCAAGGUUCCUUAUGAUAACUUGACACCUCUUCAAGCUGCCCUUGGAGUGAGAGAGGGGAUGCGGCCAUCACUACCUGAGAAUGCUCACCCUAGGCUACUAGCAUUGAUGCAGAGAUGUUGGAAUGGGGAUCCUCGUGAAAGGCCCUCUUUCUUGGAGAUUGGAAUCGAAUUAGAGGAUCUAGUACAGGAGAUGACUAAGGAUACUGCAAAGAAAUAGAGAUACACCAAAGGAAUGAUGUAUAUCAAUCAAGCAUACCAGAUUUUUGGAUUUUCUUGGAUUGGGUUUGUCAUCAUGAGGUGUUUGAAAAGAUGGGUAAAGAUGUUUUCAUAGAAAUCGUUGUUCAUAGUGCCGGGGUUAAAUGUGUUGAAUGGUUUGGUUUGUUGUUGCCUGGUAGAUUCGCCCAUUUUCCUAUUUGAGUUUGGUGUUUUGUUGUCUAGGACGUUCUUACCAUUUUAUAGUUACUUUGUAGUAUGGACUAUCUCUCUGUGUGUGCGCGCUAAUUUUCUCUUGUUCUCUUUUGGAAAUGUUCCCUCCAAACUCUCUCCUAGUUCCUGACUUUUUGACCCCAUUUAUUGGAGAUGUAAUUUACUUGACUUAUCAUUCGUUAAACAUUCUUGAAAGUAGAAAUGGAAUAUGCAUUCUAGAA